This is a messenger RNA of Magnolia sinica, 1348 nucleotides long. RefSeq lists its product as uncharacterized. Bases 157 to 999 code for a protein of 280 amino acids. Gene Ontology annotation, biological process: developmental process involved in reproduction. NCBI's taxonomy places the organism in Eukaryota, Viridiplantae, Streptophyta, Magnoliopsida, Magnoliales, Magnoliaceae. The record is from RefSeq and is a predicted model, not a curated record. The transcript is spliced from 10 exons.
CAGGCAAUCCGCUUCCUUCAAAAAACGCUCUUCCCGCUUCGUCCCUCUCUCUCGGUCUCAGCAAGGGGUUUAGCUUCCAAAGCCAUCGCAUCAAGGGAUUUUUAGUAAAAAUCAAGGAUUCCGCUCCUGAAACGAGAAAACGAAAAGGAGAAGAAGAUGGAGAUGCAGUUGCUGUACUCCAAGCUUCAUGAUAAGUAUACAGAGCUGAAGAUGAGAAAGGAAUCUGAGAUUGAGCAGUACAACCGUGAACAGAAAUCAAAGUUUAUGAAUUACAUAUCUGCUGCAGAGGAAAUGAUAGAACACCUGAAAACUGCAAAUGAGAGUCUGCAAGCAAAGAUAAAUGAGUUGACAGAUAAAAUAAUUCCAGAUAGGUCUGCUGAGGAGUACCAGUAUGCCGAAUACCAAAAGCUUUUGAUUGAAGAGAGGCAAAAGACCAAAGAACUUUCUGAAGAAGUUGAGAGGCUUCGCAACCUGCUACAGGAGAAAUCUGAUUCUAUUGAUAAGAAUGACGACAGCAUUGAUGGGCAGCUGAAAUCCCCUUAUGGAGGUUCUCAACUUAGAUCAAGAGAUCUAUCUGAAGGCUCAGCUGGAUUGAAGACACUAAGGCCAUGUUCUGGGGUUCAAACUGAAGAAGUUAUGGUUAUUCCAAAUGCCGGUAGUCAAGAGGAGCAUGUCAUGGUAAAAGAACCAGAAAGAGGUCCGGGUAAAGGCAUGCCCUACAGCGAUGCUCUUGGAAACAGUCAGCAGCCAUGCAGCUGUAGAAGAACCAUGGCCAGUUCAGGAGAUGGUUUAAAUGACGUUUGCCAUGGCGAUUGCCACUUCCAAACGCUUGUGGAGUGUUUAGUUGGCAUGAAGUUUUCCACGGUUAAUCAAACAGAAGGACUGUGUUUCUGUACUUCACCAAUCGAUUGGCUAUUCUUUCAGCUUAACAUGGGUGAAAAACGUAGUUGGGGAGGAGCCGGAGUUGCUGUAUCAUGUUGUCUCACUUGGGACGUUUGAGAGGCUGGCCCCUGAGUGGAUGAGGGAGGAUCUGAUAUUCAGCAUGAGCAUGUGUGCCAUUUUCUUUGAGAGGGUGUUGCAAGUCACCAGGCUUCACUGCUGAUGUACUGGCAAUUCUCAAGUGCUGUUGCUGAACCUACAUACCUUUCCAUUGUGGGGCAUGCUUCGUGUUGUAAUCUAGUAAUUAGCUUUUCAAUCACUGGUUGAAUUCAAUCACUUUGGUGUCUUGAAAAGAACUUGCUUCUUUUUUUCCUUUUUUUUUGUUCGUUUUUGUAUGAUGUUAAGUUUACAAACAUUGGUGUUGUGUUUUAAUCAUAGUUCAAAAACUUAGAAACUUGACUCAGCUCAA